AUGGAAGACUUCACUGGCAUGUUGACACCUUCAGACUCACCCUCUGCGUUCCCCUUCUAUCCAGUCACUCCUCCCCUAAGCUCCGUCCCCUCAGAGACAGACCUCACCCUCAAAGCCUCUACCGACGUGACACCCGACGAUACCCCCGUGGUCGCAGUCGUUGGAGUCGGCUACGUCGGCAAACAUCUCGUCAGUUCAUUCUCGUCAAAGUAUCAAGUCAUCGGCUUUGAUGUUUCCGAGCGACGCAUUCAAGAUCUUCGACAUGAGUUCAAGGGAAAUGAGAGCGUCACCUUUUCUCGAAAGCAGAAUAAUCUUAUCGCUGCUACGCACUUUCUUAUCUCGGUGCCUACACUGUUGCGACCUAACAAGUCCAUCGAUUCUUCGUACCUUUGUGAUGCUCUCAAGAUGGUCGAGCGGGUUGCUCGUCGGGGUUCAACUGUUGUUAUAGAGAGCUCUGUUUCUGUUGGUAUGACCCGUGAGUUGGUCGGGCCCAUCGCCACGAAACUUGGUCUUUUCGCUGGCAUGUCUCCAGAGCGCGUUGACCCAGGCCGCACUGAACCCCCCGUAAAGUCAAUCCCCAAGAUCAUCUCAGGUCUUGACGAUAUUCUCCCUGGCUCCCUCGAUGCCAUCAACCGCAUAUACUCCACCAUUUUCGACAAUGUCGUCACCGUCUCAAAACCUGAAGUCGCGGAGAUGAUGAAGCUGUAUGAGAACUGUCAACGAAUGGUCUGUAUCGCGUACGCCAAUGAAAUGGCUGAUGCGUGUAUCCCUCACGGUAUUGACCCCUACGAGGUCUGUUCUGCAGCGUCUACCAAGCCGUUUGGCUACAUGCCCUACGCCCCUGGUGUCGGUGUCGGCGGACACUGCAUCCCCGUCAACCCGUACUAUCUUCUUUCCAACAGUUCAUUUCCUCUGCUUGAAGCUUGUUCACAAGCCAUGAGUGACAGACCCGCCAAGCUUGCCCAGCGCCUCAUCAAGUCACUCCCCAGCACCGAACGUCGCUCUCGUGUACUUGUCGUUGGUCUUGGUUUCAAGGCUGGUCAGUCUCAGCUCGACAACUCACCUGGUGUUGCGCUUGUUCGAGAGUUGGCCAUUUCAGGUGCUCAGAUUGACCUCACUUGGGCUGAUGCGCUGGUCAAGCAGGAAGCUGUGCCUCAGGUUCCUCGUCUCGGUGAGUGUGAGUGGAAUAAGAGCUUCUUGGAGACCUUUGAUGUCAUUGUUGUGGCUAUGAAGCAGCACAAAAUGGACUUUUCACUGCUUGCGAAGUUGGAGGGUGUUCGCGUGGAGAGCUGGUGCAAGUGA
Messenger RNA from Fusarium tjaetaba, 1302 nucleotides. RefSeq names its product Vi polysaccharide biosynthesis vipA tviB. Bases 1 to 1302 code for a protein of 433 amino acids. Gene Ontology annotation, molecular function: NAD binding; oxidoreductase activity, acting on the CH-CH group of donors, NAD or NADP as acceptor; oxidoreductase activity, acting on the CH-OH group of donors, NAD or NADP as acceptor. The transcript has 2 exons. The record is from RefSeq and is a predicted model, not a curated record. Gene Ontology annotation, biological process: polysaccharide biosynthetic process. NCBI's taxonomy places the organism in Eukaryota, Fungi, Ascomycota, Sordariomycetes, Hypocreales, Nectriaceae.